UCCAUACCAUAGAACAGCGUGUCAUGAUCAAUGAAGCACAGAAAAAGAAGCUAACACGGAUUCAAAUUCUAUCUAAAAGGUUCUAGCUUUACUGCAGAAUACCACUUUAUAUCUCGUCCUCCGUCUCCGCCUCCAAUGAUGCAGGACUCGGCGGCCGCAGCCCCAUUCCAAGCGGCGGCCGCGAAGUCUCAGAUUCCGGAACCAGAGGAGAAGCUGCGAUGCCCAAGGUGCGACUCCACCAACACCAAGUUCUGCUACUACAACAACUACAACCUCUCCCAGCCGCGCCACUUCUGCAAGAGCUGCCGCCGCUACUGGACCAAAGGCGGCGCCCUUCGGAACGUUCCCAUCGGCGGUGGCACCCGCAAGAGCUCCAAGCGCUCCAAAACCUCCUCCUCCUCCUCUUCUGCUUCCAGUUCCAAGAGCUCCAGUCCCCCUAAACCCGGCCUUUCCCCGUCUGGACACGCACAACCUGAGCCCAUCUCCGUUAUGCUCCCACCCCUCGACGCGGACUACCGAUUGCUCGAUACCAGUGGAAGUUUCAUCUCGCUUUUGGCAUCGAGUGGACACUUCGGAGGCCUCUUGAAUAGCUUCCUUCCGGGGGGUGGCGCCUCUGCUGCGGUGCGGAAUCCCAGUACUGUGAGCAGUUCAGGCGUCGAUGGCCAUGAAUGGGAAUUACAGAACUUCACUGGCAGCAGUGGCUAUGAGAGCAUAGCUGCGACAUUGUCAACUGAGAACUUGAGCUUGCAAGUUGAUUCUGAAUGCUGGGCUGGAGCAUGGCCUGAUCUCUCCAUCUACAAUCCAGGCUCAAAUUUCCUCUGAAAAGAUCACCUUAAAGCCUUGUAGCAAUGUAUUAUUAAUAGGAAGGUGGAACUGAAAAAGAUCACCUUUUUAUUCUUCUUCUUCCUUGUCACAGGUAACUGAACUGCUUAUGAUACAUAUCAUGCUUAAUGGUAUAGUUAGCAUAUAGUUUUUGAGAA
Messenger RNA from Musa acuminata AAA Group (dessert banana), 980 nucleotides. RefSeq names its product dof zinc finger protein DOF1.7-like. Lineage: Eukaryota; Viridiplantae; Streptophyta; Magnoliopsida; Zingiberales; Musaceae. Gene Ontology annotation, molecular function: DNA-binding transcription factor activity; DNA binding. The record is from RefSeq and is a predicted model, not a curated record. Gene Ontology annotation, biological process: regulation of DNA-templated transcription. The transcript has a single exon. The coding region runs from base 136 to 822 and encodes 228 amino acids.